This is a messenger RNA of Racocetra fulgida, 1049 nucleotides long. NCBI's taxonomy places the organism in Eukaryota, Fungi, Glomeromycota, Glomeromycetes, Diversisporales, Gigasporaceae. The record is from the annotation of a GenBank genome assembly.
GCCGUCCAGAGCAACACAUUAAAGUAUCUGAACUAGCAAAACUCCGCGACCUUAUUAAAAAAACCAUCGAACAAGGUUACUUUGAUGACACAAAUAAAACUCCGGUUACAGCUGAACUGUUAGGUCGCGCAAUUGAAUCUGGUCUUCAAUCAAGUAUGACUGGGUUUGAUCAGUAUGGACCGUUCCAUAAUAAUGGACAUAUGCUGUUAGCAUUUAUUAAUUUUCAAAAUACCAAGGAACUCGACCGUGGUGUAAUGGGUGAUGUACGUGUCGCAUGUCGAGAUCCGGUUUUCUGGAAAUGGCAUAGACAUGUUGACGAUCUUUUUAGAAUGUAUCAAGAAAAGCUAGGACCAAAUCAUUUUAACGACUGUCCACCCGUACAAAUUUCAUCAGAUGGUAUCAUUCUCUGUUUCAAAGAUAAAAUACCAGGUAUUAAAGGAUUAAAGGAUCCCCAACAAGAUAUUGAAGCAACUAAAUGGGGAGAACAAACCUUUGGUGGACAUAAUUUCCAUAAAGAACAUGAUCGUCAAUCUACUAAUGAAUUGGAAACUAAGAUGAAACAAAGAAAACAUGCUUGGAUUGAAGAUGAUCAAUCUACUCAAAUAAUUGAAUAUCUUUUCCCACGAGAAUGUUUUAACGAAUGGAUCGAAAUCGACAAGUUUAAACAAGAGCUCCCGCCGAAAUGCGGAACCGUUGUUGCACGUGAUUGUGAUCGUUCGUCAGUGGUGAGACAACCACCACAAAAAACCAUAGAUGAAUUAGAUGAUACAGCAAUUGCGGCCAAUACGGAGGACCAAGAAUCUGAUGAAGAGCAAUACUGUGACUGUGGAUGGCCUUUCCAUCUGCUAUUACCUCGUGGUUCGCGUAAUGGAAUGAAGUUUAAAUUAUUUGUAUUUAUUAGCGAUUGGGAGAAAGAUAAAGUUCAUCAUGUUACUAGAUGUGGUAGCUUGAGUUUCUGUGGUGCAGAAAGACCAAAGGACAAAUAUCCUGAUGUACGUCCAAUGGGCUAUCCCUUUGAUCGUCCUUUCAAAGACUGUUCUUUCGAAAAG